Messenger RNA from Telopea speciosissima, 2103 nucleotides. Its product is annotated as calcium-dependent protein kinase 10-like. Gene Ontology annotation, molecular function: calcium-dependent protein serine/threonine kinase activity; calmodulin binding; ATP binding. Gene Ontology annotation, biological process: peptidyl-serine phosphorylation; intracellular signal transduction; protein autophosphorylation. The record is from RefSeq and is a predicted model, not a curated record. The transcript has 6 exons. The coding region runs from base 26 to 1777 and encodes 583 amino acids. Gene Ontology annotation, cellular component: nucleus; cytoplasm. NCBI's taxonomy places the organism in Eukaryota, Viridiplantae, Streptophyta, Magnoliopsida, Proteales, Proteaceae.
UUUUUCAUUCAUUUGAGCUCUUAAUAUGGGGAACUGUUAUACUUGCUUGGGAGUAGUGAACGCAGAAAACCAGAACACAUCAAAGAAGAAGAAGCGAAGGAAGAAGGGACGCAGAGAACAAAGACCCAAUCCUUAUGCUCAAGACCCAAGGUCUCCGGCGCCGAUUCGAGUUCUUAAAGACGUUGCUCCACUCUGUCACAAAACACGAAUCAGCGACAAGUAUAUACUGGGUCGCGAACUGGGUCGAGGCGAGUUUGGUAUUACUUACUUAUGUACCGAUAGAGAAACUAAAGAAGCCCUAGCCUGCAAGUCCAUUUCCAAGAGGAAGCUCAGAACGGCCAUCGAUAUCGAGGAUGUUCGAAGAGAGGUUGCUAUUAUGUCUAGCCUUCCCGACCACCCAAACAUCGUUAGGCUUAGAGCUACUUACGAAGAUAACGACGCCGUGCACCUUGUCAUGGAGCUUUGUGAGGGUGGUGAGCUCUUUGAUCGGAUUGUGGCAAGGGGACAUUACAGCGAGCGUGCAGCGGCAAAUGUGGCCCGGACGGUCGCUGAGGUUGUUCGGAUGUGCCAUGAACAUGGAGUGAUGCAUAGAGACCUUAAACCUGAAAAUUUCCUCUAUGCUAAUAAGCGAGAGAAUGCGCCGCUUAAAGCGAUCGAUUUUGGGCUCUCCGUCUUCUUUCGCCCUGGGGAGCGGUUCUCUGAGAUCGUGGGAAGUCCUUAUUAUAUGGCACCAGAGGUGUUGAAGCGGAAUUAUGGGCCGGAGGUUGAUAUUUGGAGUGCUGGUGUGAUUUUGUAUAUUUUGUUGUGUGGGGUUCCUCCAUUUUGGGCAGGUGUGGAUAAUUUAGUUCUGUUUUAUAUUUUGAUUUUAUCUUCUUCUUUUCGUUUUUGUUUACACUGUUUGUUGUUUAUUGCAGAAACUGAGCAGGGGGUUGCCUUGGCAAUUCUGCGGGGUGUGAUUGAUUUCAAGAGGGAUCCAUGGCCUAGGGUUUCAGAAAGUGCUAAGAGUCUUGUUCGGCAGAUGCUGGAACCAGACCCAAGAAAACGUUUGACUGCUCAGCAGGUUCUGGACCAUUCAUGGAUACAAAAUGCAAAGAAAGCUCCAAAUGUUCCACUUGGAGAUAUUGUGAGGACAAGGCUCAAACAAUUCUCUGUGAUGAAUAGAUUCAAAAAGAAAGCCAUUCGGGUAAUUGCGGAACAUUUGUCUGUUGAAGAAGUGGAAGUCAUAAGAGAUAUGUUUAAAUUGAUGGACACUGAUAACAAUGGGAAAAUAACGUAUGAGGAGCUGAAGGCUGGCUUACAAAAGGUUGGUUCUCAAUUGGCUGAACCAGAGAUGAAACUGCUGAUGGAAGUGGCUGAUGUUGAUGGGAAUGGUACGUUAGACUAUGGAGAGUUUGUUACGGUUACAAUCCACUUACAGAAGAUGGAGAAUGAUGAACAUUUCCGUAGAGCAUUUAUGUUCUUUGAUAGGGAUGGGAGUGGUUAUAUUGAGAUGGAUGAGCUACGGGAAACCUUGACAGAUGAUUCUGGAAAAUUUGAUGAUGAAGUACUGAAUGAUAUUAUACGUGAGGUUGACACAGACAAGGAUGGAAGAAUCAGUUACGAGGAAUUUGUUGCAAUGAUGAAAACUGGUACUGAUUGGAGAAAGGCAUCUCGACAAUACUCAAGAGAGAGGUUCAAGAGCUUGAGCAUUAACUUGAUGAAGGAUGGUUCUCUGAAAAUUGGUAAUGAAGCAGAUGGCCAAGUUACAAUUAUUGAAGCCAAAGGGGACAUUUCCUAGGUCUGCUGUGAGCCUGUGAUGCUGAAAAUUCUAUUGCUGUGAAGCUAAACCAAAGUAAUGUGCAUCUUCAGAAUAUUCAAUGCUCCAUAACUAUGGUGUGGGGGAAAUUGAUAUCCUAGAGUCUUGGCUCCAUAAAUGAAGCUAAAUGUCGGCACUGAUCUGGUUUUGUUGGCAGGACUUUGGUAUGCUUUUUGGCUACAUGGAAGUAGAUCCCAGAGGACCUUGGACUGGCUUGAUUUUGGUAUUGGUAGAUAAGGGGUAUCAUUCAUAAUUCUUUUAGAAUUUGCACCACGUUUGUAAAUUUGUCUAUGUGAUUGAUUUGCCUG